Messenger RNA from Pelodiscus sinensis (Chinese soft-shelled turtle), 2033 nucleotides. The record is from RefSeq and is a predicted model, not a curated record. NCBI's taxonomy places the organism in Eukaryota, Metazoa, Chordata, Testudines, Trionychidae.
UCUGAAUUUCCCUAGAUAUGAGUUGGGUUGAUUGUACAAUAAUACAGUGACAAUACUGAAACUAUUCUGUCUGCAAAUGUGAAUGAUCUUUUACUUCCCUAUAGUUUUGCCUCCAUAAUAAACAAUAGUAGGUCACAUUUCAGAGGGUUAUCUGUGGUAGUCUGUACCAGCAAAAACAAUGAGGAGUCUGGUGGCAACUUAAAGUCUAACAGAUUGAUUUAGGCAUCAGCUUUCUGGGUGAAGAGUAGCAGGGCAGUGGCUUUUUACGCAUAUGAGGUCUUGGGAGCAGCAGGAAGAAUCCAAAUGGGGUGUAAAUCCUCUGUUUUCAUUGCAGGGCAACCAGGAUGGUUUCCUGUUUUGUCUCACUUCGUUUGGGUUGGUGCUGUGGGACCCUCCCAAGAUGGCGUACGAAUGUCCAGCACAGAACCGUGGCAACAUGGACUAGUGCUACCGCUCAGUGGGGGCUUCAGCAGAAGAAACUAGCCGAGCUCUACUGCCCACCGGUGUCCCAGCCACCCCCCCGAUGGGGCAGCAGUCUGCUGGGCAAGAGAGCGUUCUCUACGACCUCUGCCAGCCCCCAGGAAGUGAUGCUGACGAGCGAGCGGUAUGGUGUGCAGCGCCUGCCCUUCUCUCACCUUUCGGAUGGUGAUUUUGCUUUUUUUGAGAGCCUUUUACCAGGCAGAGUUGUCACCGACCCGGACGAAUUGCGGACGUUUAACGUGGACUGGCUGCAGUCCAUGCGGGGCUGCAGUAAGAUGUUGCUGAGGCCGCAGACAGCAGCAGAGGUCUCUGAGGUUCUCAGGUAUUGUAACCAGAGGAACUUGGCAGUAACCCCCCAGGGAGGGAACACUGGCCUCGUGGGGGGCAGCGUUCCCGUCUUUGAUGAGAUCAUUCUCUCCACAGCUCUGAUGAACCAGGUCAUCAGCUUUGACAAGGUGUCUGGGAUCCUUGUUUGCCAGGCUGGCUGCAUCCUAGAGAGCCUGAACCAGUAUCUCGCGGAGCUGGACUUUAUCAUGCCACUUGACCUUGGAGCAAAGGGCAGCUGCCACAUCGGUGGGAAUGUGGCCACAAAUGCAGGAGGCCUGAGGCUGUUGAGGUACGGCUCUCUCCGAGGGACCGUUCUGGGACUGGAAGUGGUCCUGGCUGAUGGCUCCCUUCUGAACUGCUUGGCUUCUCUGCGCAAGGAUAACACUGGCUAUGAUUUGAAGCAGCUUUUCAUUGGCUCAGAGGGGACGCUGGGGGUCAUUACAGCUGUCUCCAUCCUCUGUCCGCGGAAACCCAAGUCUGUGAAUCUGGCCUUCCUAGGCUGCCAGAGUUUCAGUCAGGUCCUUGGAACGUUCACCGCCUGCAAGGGCAUGCUGGGAGAGAUCCUGUCUGCCUGUGAAUUCAUGGACGACCUGUGCAUGACGCUGGUUGAGAGCCACCUCACGCUGUCCAGACCAGUGACAGGAAGCCCCUUUUACAUUUUAAUUGAAACCUCAGGCUCCAAUUCUGCCCAUGAUGAAGAAAAACUGAACCACUUCUUGGAACAUGUCAUGGCCUCGGGAUUGGUGACAGACGGGACUGUGGCCACAGAGGAUAAGAAAAUAAAGGCGCUGUGGUCUCUGAGGGAGCGCAUCACCGAGGCCCUAACUCACGACGGCUGCGUGUACAAGUACGACCUCUCCCUGCCUGUGGAGAGACUGUAUGACCUCGUGACUGAUACCCGGGCGCGACUGGGCGCGGCUGCCAAGAGAGUGGUUGGCUAUGGCCAUCUAGGAGAUGGGAACCUGCACUUGAACGUCACAGCCGAGUCCGACAGCCGUUCCCUGCGGGAUGCCAUUGAGCCAUUCGUGUACGAGUGGACCGCCCGGCACCACGGCAGCAUCAGUGCGGAGCACGGGCUGGGCUUCAGGAAGAAGCAGCACAUUGAGUACAGUAAGCCCCGGGGAGCAGUCCUCCUGAUGCAGCAGCUCAAAGCCAUGCUGGACACCAAAGGGAUUCUGAACCCUUACAAGACCCUGCCGGCUGCUCCCUGAGGGCCGGCGCUUGCG